AUGGUUGGCAUUAAGCAACUCUCUCUGGGGGCAACCCUCAUACUCAGCCUCGCUCAGAAUGCUGUCUCUUAUACAACUGAAGCCGUUGUGGAGGAGCGAGAUCUCGAGAUUCGCAAGGGAGGUGGCGGUGCAGGGUCUCGUGGUAGUAGCGGCGGGCACGCUUCUGGCACAACGAGUAACGGUUUCUCCGGCUACCAACCCUCUCCUGCUAGACCAGCUAGCAGCAAAGGCAAGCGAGGCCUUGAGAUUCGUAAGGGAGGUGGUGGUGCAGGCCCUCGUGGCAGCAGCGGCGGCCACGCUUCUGGCACAACUAGCAACGGCUUCGCCGGUUAUCAACCAUCUCCUGCUAGACCUUCAAGCAGCAAGGGCAAGCGAAGCCUUCAGAUCCGCAAGGGAGGCGGUGGCGCCGGACCUCGUGGCAGCAGCGGCGGCCAUGCCUCUGGGACUAUUAGCAACGGUUUCGCCGGUUAUCAACCUUCUCCUGCUAGACCGUCUAGCAGCAAGGGCAAGCGAAGCCUUCAGAUCCGCAAGGGAGGUGGCGGUGCCGGCCCUCGUGGAAGCAGUGGUGGACACGCUUCUGGAACCACCAGCAAUGGCUUUGCUGGCUAUCAGCCUUCACCUGCAAGACCCUCCAGCAGCGGUAAGGGCAAGCGAAGCCUUGAGAUUCGUAAGGGUGGUGGUGGUGCAGGUCCUCGUGGCAGCAGCGGCGGCCAUGCUUCUGGGACUACUAGCAACGGCUUUGCUGGCUACCAGCCUUCUCCUGCUAGACCGGCUAGCAGCAAGGGCAAGCGAGGCCUCAGAUAUGAAUAG
Messenger RNA from Clonostachys solani, 810 nucleotides. Lineage: Eukaryota; Fungi; Ascomycota; Sordariomycetes; Hypocreales; Bionectriaceae. The record is from the annotation of a GenBank genome assembly.